This is a messenger RNA of Vittaforma corneae ATCC 50505, 606 nucleotides long. RefSeq lists its product as uncharacterized. Lineage: Eukaryota; Fungi; Microsporidia; Nosematidae. The record is from RefSeq and is a predicted model, not a curated record. The transcript has a single exon. The coding region runs from base 1 to 606 and encodes 201 amino acids.
AUGUUUUUCCUGUUUCUAAGCUGCAUACUAGCAGAAAUCUUUGUGUUUCAAAGACCAGGAGAUACAAUCACGAUAAAGUUUACACUCGAUCCGGAAAACAUCAAUACCGGAUUUUUCAAUCCUGAAGUGGGGCAUAACAUGAAGUUUAAGGUAAAGAUAGCAAGUAAAGACGAUAAACGGAUUCUAUAUCUAAACGAUUCCCUUCCUGAAGGCAAAGAAACACAUUUUUCAUUUAACAACACUGAUUCGCAGGACAUUUUACUCCACAUUCUAUCAAUGGCUGCCGAUGAAAAGACGCCAACCUCACCCUCUGAGUUUCAAAUGAAGUUUGAAAGUACUGCAGACACCUUCAACACAAAGGUAUCAAAGGAAGUACAGUACAAGCCGGCCAUCAACGCACUCAAUCAUUUACUUGCAAAGCUGAAUAACAUUACAACUACCACUAAAGAGGUAUAUAACAAGUCAGGCGAUUUGAGAAAUGAACAAAAGAAGAUGCUGUCAUUUGUGCUGGGAUUUUCUAUCAUUUCACUGUUUGCCUUUGCAGUAUUGAACUUCUUCAAGCUGUACCUGAUGAAGUCGUAUCUCAAUGAAAAGAAGUACUUGUAA